UCCAUAACCGUAGCCAAGCCCCACUAACCUUGAGCGUGAUUGGCCCGACGACGUAGAAUCUUCGUUGUCCGAGAGACAUCGAACGCGGAGUGAGCUGCACACAUGUUACACACGUGUUUGAUGUUGUGUUGUAGACCCUAACGAUUUACAUUUCGAUUUUAAGCUUGUAAUUUUAUAUUUCAGUUUUAGGCCCUUUGAUGGAUACUGAUACGAAUUGUAUGCCGUCAAGUUGAAGUCUGAUUCACGGACCACGGUUGAAUCCCUGCAGGGGCACUUUAAGGCUGGGAGCCAUCAGUGACAGUCGCUGCCAUGAAGACGGUGUGUCUGACGCCGUCGGCCAACUGGUACAGCGCCGGCGCGCUGGCGUCGGACGGAGACCGGCUGUUGGUGGGCUGCGCGCGCCAGGCACUGCUGCUGGCCGGCCCGGUGACCACGGCCGCCGGCGGCGCGCCGUCGCUCCACCACCACGGCGUCGUAGAGGACGCCCACAGGGAGCGGGUGGUGGGCGCUGUCGUGUGGCGCCACGCGCCCGGCGCUGUCUCGGUCGUCUCCUGCGGGGAGGACGCCCUGGUCAAACUGUGGACGUGCGAGGUUGCUGAGGAGGAGGGCCGGUUUCGGUACCACUGUGAGAAGCAGCACAAUGCGCACGGGAAGCUGAAGGUGGCGGCUGUGGCGCACGCGGCGCGCUCGCCGCACGUGGCGAUCUCGGUGGACGAGCGCGGCACGUUUGUCGUCUGGGACACGGUGGCUCACACCACGCGCACUCUGUUCCUGGAGAAGAUGGCGCCCACCGAGCUGCGCUGCUCGCCGCACACGGAGCACGUGGUGGCCGUGGCCGGGAAGCGCGGUCUCCUCUGGACAGUCUCCCUCGCUGCCAGUGGCCGGGUGCUGCAGAAGCUGCGCGGUCACGAUGAUGACGUCACGUCCAUCAGCUGGUGCCCCGAGCUGACCACACUGCUGUCGUUCGAACAGGAUCAUCUGCUCGUCUCGGCCUCCAAAGACAAAACCAUACGAGUGUGGGGGACGCGCGGCGGCCGGUGCCACGUCACGCAGCGCGUGCCAGCGCCGGCCGAGGGUGGUGGCCGGCGGCAGUCCGCGGGUCUCGGAGGUGAGCGCGCCUGGCUGGCCGUGCUGUGGACGGCGUCCGACUGUCUGUACAGCAGCGGACUGACCGGCCAGCUGCUCCGCUGGCGGCUGGCGGGGAACGGUGACGGCUGUCAGGUGGUCCACCGGUGUCACGGACGGAGUCUGUUCAACAUUGUCGGGCUGGGUGAGCUGGUGGUGAGCAGCGGCAUUCAGCGCCAGCUGGUGGUGCACGACCCGCGCUCACUGCUCACCGGCACCGUGCCGUGUCUGGGGGGACAGACGGCAGCUCUGGACACCUGUCCCGUGGACCCCGGCAGGCUGGCGAUAGGCUGCGGCGACCACACGAUCCGCGUGUGGAACCUGGGUGCUGACACGGCCUACAGCACCGUCACUGUCUGGCAGGGCAUCAAGGCUAAGGUGCUGACGGUGGCGUGGCACCCGCACAAGGACACGCGACUGGCGUUCGGCACAGACGAGGGCCGGGUGGGCGUGUGUGACCCGGGCGCCGGCCGGCCGCCGCAGCUCUGUCCCGAGCACCACUCGGGCCCCGUGUACUCGGUGAGCUGGUCGCCGGCCGGCCAGCUGUUCUCGCUGUCUCUGGGCGCCGUGUGGCGGCACGACGCCUCCCGGCUUUCGGCCGUCCCCUGGCCGCCGGCGGCCGGACGCGCCGCCUGCUCGCAGCUGAGCUGGGGCGGCGGCGGCGCCGCGCUGGGCCGCCAGGAUGGCGCCGUGGAGCUGCUCACCACGGACGGCCUGGUGCGCGGCGCCGCGCUCGGACACCGCCGACUGGUCACCGCGCUCCGCUGGGGCCCGGCGGGGGCCGGCGAAUCCCGACCGCUGGCGGUCGCCUCGUACGACUCCUUCGUCAGCGUGUUUGAUGUACCUGACCUGGAUGGGUCCGGCUGUCCGGAGCUGCUGCAGGCGCGCAUCACCCUCACCGGACACAAGUCUCGUGUGCUGGACCUUGCCUGGCUGCAGGACAGCCCCACACGACUGGUCUCGGCGUCACAGGACGCCACAGUGAGGGUCUGGGACACGGUGGCCGGCUCAGCCGUGGCGGUGUACUCGGGUCACCACCGGCCGGUCCGCUGCUGUCUCCCCCACCCGCUGCUGGCCGGACACGUGUUCAGCGGGGGCGACGACUGCUCACUGCACCUGUGGCGGGUGGAUGAGCAGGAUACCAACGUACCGGAGACAGCAGAGCCGACCGCCGCGCCAUUGCCAGCCCCCACCGGGAAGGAGAAGGGACGGACCCGCGCGGGUGCCUCGGGAGACGGAGCUCCAGCGGUGGCUGUCAACGGGACAGACAGCGCGUCCAGGGACCGGACUCCGCCGGCCGCCGCCGCUGCGGCCGCCCCAGCGCAGCCCAGAGAGCUGGGGGACGGCCGCAGGGCGCGCACCCAGCGCUCGCUGUUCCCGCUCUCCGGGGCCGCCGAAAACCGCGGCAAGGCGCACAGCCAGGCCGACCUGGAACACCUGAUGGCGGCCGGCGACGGCAGCGCCCCUGGCGGAGACGGCUGGAGUCACGUCGGCCUGUUCGGGGACGACACGGCGCUGAGAGAUAUGGUCGUCAAAGAAAUGCGUCACCACGAGGCGCAGAAGAGCUCCGCGCAGCUGCUGCACAUGUCACUGUGGCGCGGAGACACGGCCGCCGUGGUGAGAGCCGCCGCUGCCGAGGCACUGCUCACUGACGAGCUGCUCGCGCUGGCGCCCAUGGUCUCUUACAGGCUCUGGGAGGAGAUGAGUCUCAAGUACGCCGAGCAGCUGGAGAACUCGAAGGAGUGCCUGAAGGCCUCCUCCGUGCUCCUGGCCUGUCACAAGGUGUCUGAAGCUGUGGCGCUGCUGCUCCGACACAGCCUGUACCGCGAGGCGCUGUGUGUCUCCCGGCUGAGACUGGCUCCCGACGACCCCAGCCAUGGUCGGAUCCUGCGACUCUGGGCCGACCAGCUCACCACCGAAGGCAACAUGGAACAGGCGGCCAAAUGUUACCUGUCCCUGGGCGACUGGGCGGCGGCGGCUGGCGUCCUCUCCCGUCGCUCCGACCCCGGCUCACUGCGACUGGCCGCCCGGCUGUGGGCGCGCGCCGGCGACCGCACCCAGACGCGCGCCCUGGCGCUGCUCUGUGUACACGCCAGCUGUCUGCGCGCCGAGUGGGACGUCGGCCUGGCCGUGGCCAGGGAGGUGCCCGUGGUGGUGGCCGGGGCGCACCUGUGCGUCGCCCACCGGACAGUUACCGCCGAGCUGGAGCCCACCAAACAGCGUCUGUACGAGUGGGCGGCCCGACUGCUGAGUGGGAAGGACGGUACCGGCUCCACGGAGCAGACAACGCGGCACGCGGUGGACGGGAAGAGUGAUGGAUCAGGGAAGAGUGCGGAGGAGAGAGGGAAGGAGCGAGAGGGGUCCUCAGCAGAGAGUGGAAAACAAGAGAGUGAAACCAGGGAAGAGAAAAGUUCCGACGUACAGCAGACAGUCAUGAAGUGCGACGGUACAGCAGUCGGAGAGGAGAGUCGUGAUGCGACUGCCGUCAGCUCGCAGGAGGACGGCACCGAGUGGCUGUUGGCUCAGCUCCGCCACGCCUGGCGGACGGCGGGGUUGGAGCAGGAGGAAGACCUCCAGCAGAGUCUGCAGGAGGUGUCCUACCGGACCAUGCCAACCUCGCCCAAACAGCUGUGGCUGGCGGUCUGUUCGGAGCUGUCUCUGGCCGCCCUGGAGUCGGAGCCGGCCGUCUGGGCGGCGCGGCUGGUCAAACUGCUGGCGCUCUGUCAGCAGAGCGUGCCGUCCCAGCUGCCCCUGCUCUGCGCACUGCUGGUGCCCUCCCCCACGGGGUGUCUGUGGGAGACGGGCAGAAAGUACAUUCUGCCGUCCCUGCUCUCAGUACUGCACCAAAAGGCUCACCUCGCCGGCUCGGAAUCCUCCGCCACCCCGAGCUCAUCAAACGGUGUGAAAGUGGCGCCAUCCUCCGCCGCCGGUGAGCAGUCGCAGUGCGAUAUAUCGCCGACAGAUGGCACUAGCGCCAACACUGACCGGCCUGCUUCGGUCUCCACUCAAGGUAGUAUGAGAAGUGACAACACGGGAGACGAUCCCAGAGGUAGCAGUGCUAUCAAUAGUGAUACGGGUGCCAAGACGGUGAUCUCAGGCAAGGCUGAUGCUGCUCGGACGGAGGCCAGUCUCUCAGAGUGUAUCCGUCGGCUGGAGUUGCUGUACGUCUCGGGGAAGACCCAGGAGGAGGAGAGGAUGUUCUCCGAGCUGUCAGCGCGGCUCGAGGCGCUGUGAUACCCUCCAGACACGGGUGUGGUAGGGAGGGUAAA
Molecule: messenger RNA, 4394 nt
Organism: Amphibalanus amphitrite
Lineage: Eukaryota; Metazoa; Arthropoda; Thecostraca; Balanomorpha; Balanidae
Product: gem-associated protein 5-like
Exons: 19
Coding region: 310-4359 (1349 amino acids)
Molecular function (GO): protein binding
Source: RefSeq, a predicted model, not a curated record